This is a messenger RNA of Spinacia oleracea (spinach), 1058 nucleotides long. RefSeq lists its product as uncharacterized. The record is from RefSeq and is a predicted model, not a curated record. NCBI's taxonomy places the organism in Eukaryota, Viridiplantae, Streptophyta, Magnoliopsida, Caryophyllales, Amaranthaceae. The transcript has 5 exons. Gene Ontology annotation, molecular function: protein binding. The coding region runs from base 160 to 957 and encodes 265 amino acids.
UGCAUUUGUAUUUGGUAAACAUUGUUUAAAUUAGAACCCUCACCCAAAUACAAGUCAAGACGUGUCGUUUUGGAGCCGGACAUAGCUAACCCAAAGCUCAUCCUCUCAACUCUCAAGUCUCAACUCUGAAACUGCCAUAUUCACUUAUCCCAAGUUAGGAUGAAACCUUGGCUUUCAACUAAUUUGCAGCAUGCUUCAUUGAUUUCCUGCUAUAAUGGGAAUGUUUUGAGUAUUACGGAGCUCAACAACUUACCCUCUUCAUGCAUCAAAUAUUUGAGGACGAGUAGAUGUUCGUCAUCUUGGAAGCCGCAAAAAAUCAUUUCAGCCAAGCUAAGAUAUAGAAUUAAUAAUGGAAUGCAAGUGUCUAAUUAUAGCCGUGCAGCAUCCUCCAGUGGAAGAGGUUCUCUCUCUUUAUUGCAAACAUGUAAGGCGACAAGUGAUGAUUCGGGGAGAGCUGUAAGUGGUGAAAGCAUAUUAUUGAACGAGCAGAGCUUGGAACGAGAGUUAGAAAUUGCUAUUGAGCAAGAAAACUACGCUGAAGCUGCUAGGGUACGAGACAGGAUACAACUUCUUCACAAGGACAGUGAGGCAUCUGUACUUGCUGUAAAUGCUCGGUUUUACAAUGCGUUCAGGAUAGGAGAUCUAGCCUCGAUGCAAACCCUUUGGGCAAAAGGGGAUGCCGUGUGCUGCGUUCAUCCUGGUGCAAGUGGGAUAUCUGGUUACGAUCUUGUUAUGCGAAGCUGGGAAUAUGUGUGGGUAGACUAUGAAUUUCCUUUGGAAAUCGAGCUGAGAGAUGUACAGGUGCAUGUGAAAGGAGAUGUUGGAUAUGUAACUUGUGUUGAAUUGGUUAAAACUAAAGGCAGCAGCUGGGGAAGACAAUUUGCCACUAAUGUUUUCGAAAGAGUUGAUGGUCAUUGGCUUAUGUGUGUUCAUCAUGCCUCUCCUGUUGACUUGUGAUUUUAAUCAUGUACAUUGUAUUCAAUUUAGUUAGUUCCUUGUACACAGUUCUAUCUUUUGUAACAGCGAAUAAAAACCAAGUAUGCAAUGUUUUUCUUGCU